Molecule: messenger RNA, 1984 nt
Organism: Phacochoerus africanus (Common warthog)
Lineage: Eukaryota; Metazoa; Chordata; Mammalia; Artiodactyla; Suidae
Gene: ATP6V1C1
Product: ATPase H+ transporting V1 subunit C1
Exons: 14
Coding region: 303-1451 (382 amino acids)
Biological process (GO): proton transmembrane transport
Cellular component (GO): vacuolar proton-transporting V-type ATPase, V1 domain; lysosomal membrane
Molecular function (GO): proton-transporting ATPase activity, rotational mechanism
Source: RefSeq, a predicted model, not a curated record
GCUCCGGCUGGCACGUGACUUGCUCCGUGGGCGCUGGGGUAGAGGAAGCCGUGAAGCCGGAGCUUAGGUCGGGGAGGGAUGGCGCGCUGAGCCGUUAACGUCUGUCUGCCAGGCUGUCCGCCUCUGUACCUGUUACUGCUGCCACUUCCUCGUUUGACACUUCCCUGGGAAAAUGGCUAAUUUUAGUUUAUUCAUAAUACCAUGUAACAACUAAAAUGGAUGAACUGCAUCUGUAUGGAUCACCAUGAGUGAUUCUAAAAAUAAGAGACUCUUGAUUUUGGAAGAAAUACCUGGUAACCAACAUGACUGAGUUCUGGCUUAUAUCAGCUCCUGGGGAGAAAACCUGUCAGCAAACAUGGGAGAAAUUGCAUGCGGCAACUACAAAGAACAAUAAUCUUGCUCUCACUUCAAAGUUCAACAUUCCUGACUUAAAGGUUGGCACAUUGGAUGUCUUGGUUGGUUUGUCGGAUGAACUGGCUAAACUGGAUGCAUUUGUAGAAGGGGUCGUUAAAAAAGUGGCUCAAUACAUGGCUGACGUAUUGGAGGAUAGUAGGGAUAAAGUUCAGGAGAAUCUGUUGGCCAAUGGAGUUGACUUGGUUACUUAUAUAACAAGGUUUCAGUGGGAUAUGGCUAAAUAUCCAAUCAAGCAGUCUCUGAAAAAUAUUUCUGAAAUAAUUGCCAAGGGAGUGACUCAGAUUGACAAUGACCUGAAAUCUCGAGCAUCCGCAUAUAACAACCUGAAAGGGAAUCUACAGAAUUUGGAACGAAAGAAUGCAGGAAGUUUGCUAACUAGAAGUCUAGCAGAAAUUGUGAAGAAGGAUGACUUUGUUCUUGAUUCAGAGUAUCUCGUCACAUUACUGGUCGUAGUUCCCAAGUUAAACCACAACGACUGGAUUAAGCAGUAUGAAACACUAGCUGAAAUGGUAGUUCCGAGGUCUAGCAAUGUUCUCUCAGAGGACCAAGACAGUUACCUAUGUAAUGUCACCCUGUUUAGGAAGGCAGUCGAUGACUUCAGACACAAAGCCAGGGAAAACAAAUUCAUUGUUCGUGACUUCCAGUAUAAUGAAGAGGAGAUGAAGGCAGAUAAAGAAGAAAUGAACAGGCUUUCUACCGACAAGAAAAAACAAUUUGGACCACUUGUACGGUGGCUGAAAGUGAAUUUCAGUGAGGCGUUUAUUGCCUGGAUUCAUGUGAAAGCAUUGAGGGUUUUUGUUGAGUCUGUUUUGAGGUAUGGCUUACCAGUGAACUUCCAAGCAAUGCUCCUUCAACCCAAUAAGAAAACAAUGAAGAAACUAAGAGAAGUAUUAUAUGAAUUGUAUAAACAUCUAGACAGCAGUGCAGCAGCUAUUAUUGAUGCUCCUGUGGAUAUUCCAGGCUUAAACCUGAGUCAGCAGGAAUACUACCCCUAUGUGUACUACAAGAUCGAUUGCAACUUGCUGGAAUUCAAGUAAAACGAGCCCCCCAGACAGCCCUGCCCUCGUGUCGGUGUCAGUGUUUGCUAACAGAAUAGGUUGCCCUAUGGCCGCGCCCUUAACUCUCUCUCCCCCUUGCUUGCUCUCACCCCCUUUUCUCAGCGCAGUCUCCCGUAGUGGUCCGUUUCUCAACAUUUUCAAAAGGAAGCUGUAUGUCUUAUUUCUUCUUAUUGAUCAGGUCUGUAAAUGUGUACUAAAAAAAAAAAAAAUCAGAGUUUAUUUAUAAACAGAAUAGCUUAUUUAAAGAGAAGGUCUUUCCUCAUCAAUAUAAAAUUGUGGUAUGCAUUAAUUCCAUUUGUUACUGUUGUGGCAAAAGCCUUGUUUACAGGGGAAUGGUGUAAACAGUUAUACCAUUUUGUUCACUGUGUUUAGUAGACAUGACUGUUGAAUAGUUAUUGAAUCGUGGUAUAAAGAAAUGUGACAAUAUUCAGGUUAUGUGCUUUCUUUCAAACUACAGUCUGUGAGCACUAUUGACACCCACAGGAGAGAAUAAAAUUACCUGUGCAAAGGUG